AUGGGCUCAGAUCGCCACGGGAGGAACCGUCCGUCCCGGCCGUUGCCCUUUGUUCCACCAAAGCUUGAGGCCCCCCUUUCCUCCUUUGACCUCCCGAUGUUCAAGAAUAGAACUUCUUUCACGGUAGCGUGGGGGGUCUGCGAGGCUUGUGAUCGAGUCAAACCGUGUCAUGCGUGUUGCGCGCAUGGAUAUCCGUCCAAAUGUGUGUAUGACGAUGUCCCCGACGAAGACGCCCGUCCGAUCAGCCAAGCGGAGGAAAUCACGAACCUCCGCUUGGAAAUUCGAGAACUCCGAGCGCGCAUCAACGAGAAAAAAGACAAGUCGCAAACCAAAGACUUGGAGCGGCUGGAUAAACUUGAAAGCUUGUUUGAAUCCAUUCGAUCUGCGCCGCUGAGUGUAGUCGAUUCACUGGUGCGCGAUAUCAGAACUGCACAAAGCGGCUUGAAGAAGACUGUGGUUUCAGUUGGCCCGUGGGAAGAUGACGAAGCCUACGAAGACCAUGUAUCACGUUUGACGGUUAUUCCCCUUCGCACACGAUCGAGAAACGGGAGUCCCGAAAGCCACUUCAACGAUCCUGUCACCAAUGCCGACGAUGCGAGUGAAUUUGGAGAGGCCUUUUCCGUGGGGGACAGUUCUGACUCGUCCGCCUCGUCCGGUGUGGGUUCAAUUAUAAAUCUCCAACGAUCGAGCGUGGAUGUCUUCGUGGAACGGUUUGUCGAUGCCUUUGCCCCCGAGGUGGAUUCGAGACAUGGUCGUGCCGGUGCACUUCGUGCCGCCGCGGGCAUUCGCGUGUUUUCGCCCUUGAUGUCAGAUGCCUUCGAGGCAGUCUCGGUGGCCUUUUUUGGUCGAUCCAUCCAGAACCCGCAAGUUGAAGCGUCGGGUUUCCGCUUAUAUCCUCGAGUGCUUCGUGCCCUUCAAGAUGCUCUGGUAGAUCCCGAGCGAUCGAAAGCAGAAUCGACACUUGUCACAGUGACCUUGCUGCUUGCUUUUGAGAGUGUGGAGCGUACGACCAACAGCGGGGUCCCUGCCCAUGUGCGAGGAGCCGUUCGCUUGAUUGAGCACCGAGGCCCUGAAAAUCACAUGUAUGGAGUUGAACAUCUCCUUUUCACAGAACUACGACCUUACUGGAUCGGUGGAGCACUGGCGGCACGUCAGCCUUCUUUUCUUGCGCGUGAGGAGUGGAAAACAGUGCCAUGGUCGGCCGGGACUACUAAGAAGGAUAUCCUGCAUCAUUUACUCGAUGUCGCGACGGAAAUCCCUGGCCUCUUAGCCCAGUCGGACGAGUUCAAGGAGAGCCAGCUGGCUUGCAGGAUGAGCGCUCAGGAGGUGGUCGUAAAGCAAGCGGCCUUGUGGAAUGGCAUCAGUGAAUGCAUGGGAAAUUUCCAGCAGUGGUACGCUGAGUGGGUAGAGCAGUACUCGCAAGGCCAGAUCGAAGAAGUGGUCCAGACCGAAACCCAAGGAUUCCCGAUUUUCAGAAGGCGGAGCCUCCGAACCGGCGAGAUCUACACGCCUACGAGAUUGGUCUAUCCCAAUCUGCUAUUGGCACAGACGAUGUGUAUCUACUAUGCGGUGCGACUCAUUCUGUCGAGUAUUGACACCCGGCCGGACCGAGUCACGCCUAUGGAGCAGUACGAACUCGGCUGUGGCAUCUGUCGGACUCUGGCUUACUACAUUCUCACGGCUCCGGGGAACAUGAUCAAUCGUCUUGCAUUUCCUACCCGAGUCGCAUGGGAAGCCUUUCCUGACGGGGGUCCCGAGCGAGCGUUCAUGGUGGAGGUCUUGCAGCUCGUGGAGCGACGGCACGCGUUAGGCCUCUGGGGAAGUGCCAUGGCCGAGCUCUCGGUGCGGCAGAACUCCCCCUUGAAUACCAAUUCCAAAGAAUAA
Molecule: messenger RNA, 1884 nt
Organism: Penicillium oxalicum
Lineage: Eukaryota; Fungi; Ascomycota; Eurotiomycetes; Eurotiales; Aspergillaceae
Exons: 6
Coding region: 1-1884 (627 amino acids)
Source: RefSeq, a predicted model, not a curated record